Adineta ricciae is the source of this 660-nucleotide messenger RNA. Lineage: Eukaryota; Metazoa; Rotifera; Eurotatoria; Adinetida; Adinetidae. The record is from the annotation of a GenBank genome assembly.
AUGGGCGGUUCAACUGGUUGUUUCCGAUCUCGUUUACCUCCGUCAUUGACAACAAAAGAUAUUCAUNAUUUCGAAACGGUCAUUGAACCUCUCAAUAGUGUCUAUCAUGAAAUGCUCAACAAUAGUGUCAUGAGACCGUUGGGAUUUGAAAUUUCUCAAGAGACUACGAGUCAAAUCAACACAAAUCUAAAACAACUGUCCGAUAAAUUACCUCAAAUGCCGAUGAAUACCGGACUAGAUUCAAGCGACGAAGAAGAACACAAACGUGACUUGAGUGCAGUUUAUGAAGAAUCUUCCAGCUCUACGAUUACAAAUUCUGUAUCGGAUAUAUCAGAGGCAGAUGAAACAAGAGAUCCGUAUGCGCCAACUGAACCCAUCGAUUGCUCACCCUUAUCGACUACGUACAGUGUACACAUACAAUCUUUUUCGUACAGUAGCGAUUCGAAAGAAUAUCAAGAAGCUGCAGAACGAGCCAAAUCUAAGUUUUAUACCUGUCUACAAGAUCCACCUGCGAGAAGACCGUCCUAUGCAACGUUUAUGCGUGUUACUAAAGCAAUUCAUAUAGAUGAUCAAUACACUGACGAACAAAUCCGACGAUGUAAUUAUGUACCAGAAUGUGUUCAAAAGCUUUGGAUCACAUACGAGUUCUCAAAAGCAUAA